GCUGCGCACCAACGCCAACGUGAACCUCCCCUAGUUUCUUCCUUAUCCAGAGGGAAUGGCUCCGCCUGGCCCCAAAUCCCGCCCGCCUUCUUCCCGGCGACCGGCCCAAAUCCCGCUGCACCUUCUUCCCGUCGGCAGGCCCAAAUCCCGCCCCACCUUCUUCCCCGGCGGCAGCCUCAUCCCACCGCCCACCCACCUAUUCCUUCUGAUGGUGGACGAGCCGCCAGCAUCACUUCCGGCCACCACCGCCGUCGCCGAGCCACCGGGAUCAGUUCCCGACGCCGCUACCGAGCCAGAGAAGGCGGACGAGGAGGGGGACAAGGAGGACGCGCUGCUGGACCACGCGCAGGCCCUGAUUUCGCCGGUCAUCGGGCAGGAGGCCGACCCCAGCCGGCGGCUGAUACACACCCUCGCCACCAUCUGCGACGUCCAGGAGGCUACAGGGGCAUCACGGGGCUAGACGCGGCUCCGCAGUCGCCGUCGUCUCCUCCCCCUCCCACCUCGAUCUCGCCCACCGCCUCCCGAUCCGGGCAGAUCUCGCGCCGGCGGCCAUGGAGAACCUGAUCUCGCUCGUCAAAAAGCUGCAGUGGGCCUGCACUGCCCUCGGCGACCACGGCGACGAGAGCACCCUCCCCACCCUCUGGGACUCGCUGCCGUCCAUCGCCGUUGUCGAAGGCCAGGUGCGUGCCCCAUUCCCUUCAAUCUCUCUCGGCCGGAUCUAGUGCUGGUGCCUCAGAUGCGCACGGUGUGGAUCUCGCGAGCUGCCGGUAGAACCGCGCGAUUCUAGUUGCGGAGAUGCGGUUUAGCUAUGCUUGGAUCUGCGGUUACCGUAGCUAGAAUUGGGACACGCUACUACUUCUUUUUUUUUUGAAUCUGUUAGUUUCAUUGUGCCUAGCUUGCCCACAUGACCAGCGAUUGUCUAGCUCCAACUCUCCAAGCUAGAUACUACUACUUUGGAUCAACUAGAGGUGUAGGUGCGUGAGGUUCGCAUAAAGGGAACCAAGCAAUUUUGUGUGGACUCAGGCUGUUAACCAGUAGUUCACGUUUAUUUGAGCACCCGAGUGGGUACAUGGUUCUGUAUUUUGACGUCUGAACUCGUCUGAUCAUUUGAUAGAGUUCGGGCAAAUCUUCAGUGCUAGAGAGCGUUGUUGGGAAGGAUUUCCUGCCCAGGGGUUCAGGCAUCGUCACCCGUCGCCCCCUGGUUCUGCAGCUACAUAGGAUUGAUGGAACUAGAGAGUAUGCGGAGUUCUUGCAUCAACCCAGGAAAAGA
Lolium perenne is the source of this 1270-nucleotide messenger RNA. RefSeq lists its product as uncharacterized. Lineage: Eukaryota; Viridiplantae; Streptophyta; Magnoliopsida; Poales; Poaceae. The record is from RefSeq and is a predicted model, not a curated record.